AUAGCAACAACUAAAAUAAGCAAAACCACAUUUUCUUUCAUUUCUUCUCCUUCGCUCUUUUUAUUUCUAGGCUCAGUACUUGCAGAAAGAGAGAUGAGCAUAAGCAUUUCUUUCUCUGUCUGAGUAAAAGAAAACAAGAACCAUUACUCAUGGAGUUACUAAUGGGUUCGGGUCAGAACCGGACCGAGACGGUUGGUUCCUCCUCCACGGAGUCAUCUUCACUUACUACUGGAUUCAGGUUUGGUCAGAAGAUCGACUUCGAGGAUGGAUCCGGAUCCGGCAAGAACCGGGCUAACAAGUGCCGUAAGUCUGUUACAGCAGCUAGGUGCCAAGUGGAAGGUUGUAGAAUGGAUCUAAGCAAUGCAAAAACAUAUUACUCAAGACACAAAGUUUGUUGCAUUCACUCUAAAUCAUCUAAAGUCAUUGUCUCUGGUCUUCAUCAAAGGUUUUGCCAACAAUGUAGCAGGUUUCACCAGCUUGCUGAGUUUGACUUGGAGAAAAGAAGUUGUAGAAGACGUCUAGCUUGUCAUAACGAAAGAAGAAGAAAGCCCCAAGCAACAACAGCAGCUCUUUUGGCUUCUGGUUACUCUAGAAUCGCUCCAUCUCUUUACGGAAGCGUUUUGGGAGAUCCUACAACGUGGUCAACCGCAAGAUCUGUGAUGGGACGGUCCGCACCGUGGGAUAGCCAUCAACUGAUGAACGUUUUGUCACAGGGAAGUUCAAGGUUUAGUAUAACAUACCCAGAGAUGGUGAACAAUAAUAGCACAGACUCAAGCUGUGCUCUCUCUCUUCUGUCAAACUCAAACACAACUCAGCAGCAGCAGCAGACAUCAACCAAUGCUUACUUGAUGGACGCAGAAAGGGUUACAAUGGCUAAGUCACCGCCUGUUUCAGUACACAAUCAGUACUCGAAACAAACCUGGGAGUUCAUGUCAGGCGAAAAGAGCAAUUGGCCUUGUGUGUCGUCCCCUGUUUUGGGACUGAGACAAAUCUCUGAGCCAGAUGAUGACCUCCAGUUCCUGAUGAGCAAUGGCACCACAAUGGGUGGUUUCGAGCUGAACCUACAGCAGGAGCAGGUUCUGAGGCAAUACUCUUCUACUCAAAAUUUUACUUGGCCUCUUUGAGACUUUCUACCAAGAGCCCUUACCAGUAGAAGGUUGCUAGUUGCUACUAAGACUUGAUAGUCUCAAGAUCUUAUUAAAUUAUAUAUUUUUCUAUGCUACUUAAAACCAGACAAUGGCCUUGAAUCUGGAUAUUAUUUUUAAUGGUUUUGGCUCUUGAUUUUAAGCCAUUUGUUUUUAGUA
Molecule: messenger RNA, 1304 nt
Organism: Brassica oleracea var. oleracea
Lineage: Eukaryota; Viridiplantae; Streptophyta; Magnoliopsida; Brassicales; Brassicaceae
Product: squamosa promoter-binding-like protein 15
Exons: 3
Coding region: 150-1124 (324 amino acids)
Cellular component (GO): nucleus
Molecular function (GO): DNA binding
Source: RefSeq, a predicted model, not a curated record